UGCGGCUCAGCUGAUAAUUGAAGGGACCCGAGGAGCCGCCGCCGCCGCCGCCGCCGCCGCUGGGGGGGGGUGGGGGCAGCGAGUGGAAGUUACAGCCGCGCCACCGAGUCCGGACCGGAGACUUUGGGGCCCAACUAGUGAAUGGUAGUGUCUAGAAAGGGUAUGUCCCUUCAAGAGAGAGGUGCCAAUGUCCAACCGGCCUAAUAACAAUCCAGGGGGGUCACUGCGACGUUCACAGAGGAACACUGCCGGGGCCCAACCGCAAGACGACUCGAUAGGAGGAAGGUCACAUUUAGGGCAGGCAAAACAUAAGGGAUAUAGCCCUCCUGAGAGUAGAAAAUCUAUUUCUAAGGCACCCAAAGUGCAGUCUAAUACUACUUCUGAACUGUCAAGGGGACACCUUUCUAAAAGAAGUUGCAGUUCAUCAUCUGCUGUCAUAGUCCCACAACCAGAGGAUCCAGACAGAGCCAAUACUUCAGAAAGGCAGAAAACGGGGCAGGUGCCUAAGAAAGACAAUUCUCGAGGAGUGAAACGCAGUGCUAGUCCAGACUACAACAGGACCAAUUCUCCUAGCUCUGCAAAAAAACCAAAAGCACUUCAGCAUACUGAAUCUCCCUCAGAAACGAAUAAGCCGCAUAGUAAGUCAAAGAAGAGGCAUUUAGACCAGGAGCAACAGCUGAAAUCUGCACAAUCUCCAUCCACAAGCAAGGCUCACACCAGAAAGAGUGGGGCCGCUGCUGCUUCACGGAGUCAGAAAAGAAAGAGGACAGAGAGUUCUUGUAUAAAGAGUGGUUCUGUGUCAGAGUCAACUGGUGCUGAAGAGAGAUCUGCAAAACCUACCAAGCUGGCUUCAAAAUCGGCCGCCUCAGCCAAAGCUGGGUGUAGCACCAUCACCGAUUCUUCUUCUGCUGCCUCGACUUCCUCCUCCUCUUCUGCUGUAGCCUCGGCCUCCUCUACUGUUCCACCAGGUGCCAGGGUGAAACAAGGAAAAGACCAGAACAAGGCCAGGCGUUCCCGUUCGGCGUCCAGUCCGAGCCCCAGGAGGAGUAGCAGGGAAAAGGAACAGAGUAAAACUGGUGGCUCUUCAAAAUUUGAUUGGGCUGCUCGCUUCAGCCCUAAAGUUAGCCUUCCUAAAACAAAACUGUCUCUUCCAGGGUCUUCUAAGUCAGAGACAUCAAAACCUGGACCUUCUGGAUUGCAGGCCAAAUUAGCAAGUUUAAGAAAAUCUACCAAGAAGCGCAGUGAAUCUCCACCUGCUGAGCUCCCCAGUUUGAGGCGGAGCACACGCCAAAAGACCACGGGCUCCUGUGCUAGUGCCAGUCGGCGAGGCUCUGGCCUGGGCAAAAGAGGAGCAGCUGAAGCUCGUCGACAGGAGAAGAUGGCAGACCCUGAAGGCAACCAGGAGACGGUGAAUUCUUCAGCUGCACGGACAGACGAGACGCCCCAAGGAGCGGCAGCUUCUAGUUCUGUUGCAGGGGCUGUGGGCAUGACCACCUCUGGGGAGAGUGAAUCAGAUGAUUCCGAGAUGGGACGAUUACAAGCUCUCUUAGAGGCCAGGGGUCUCCCUCCUCACCUGUUUGGUCCUCUUGGUCCUCGGAUGUCACAGCUUUUCCACAGAACAAUUGGAAGCGGAGCUAGUUCUAAGGCCCAGCAACUUCUGCAGGGACUUCAAGCAAGUGAUGAAAGUCAGCAACUUCAGGCAGUUAUUGAAAUGUGUCAGUUAUUGGUCAUGGGAAACGAGGAGACACUGGGAGGGUUUCCUGUCAAGAGUGUCGUUCCGGCUUUGAUAACGUUACUGCAAAUGGAGCAUAAUUUUGACAUUAUGAACCAUGCUUGUCGAGCCUUAACAUACAUGAUGGAAGCACUUCCUCGAUCAUCUGCUGUUGUAGUAGAUGCAAUUCCUGUCUUUUUAGAAAAGCUGCAAGUUAUUCAGUGUAUUGAUGUGGCGGAGCAGGCCUUGACGGCCUUGGAAAUGUUGUCACGUAGACACAGUAAAGCCAUUCUACAGGCGGGUGGUUUGGCAGACUGCUUGCUGUAUCUAGAGUUCUUCAGCAUAAAUGCCCAAAGAAACGCGUUAGCAAUUGCAGCCAAUUGCUGCCAGAGUAUCACGCCAGAUGAAUUUCAUUUUGUGGCAGAUUCCCUCCCAUUGCUUACCCAAAGGCUAACCCACCAGGACAAAAAGUCAGUAGAAAGCACUUGCCUUUGUUUUGCACGUCUCGUGGACAACUUCCAACACGAGGAGAAUUUGCUCCAGCAGGUUGCCUCCAAAGAUCUGCUAACAAAUGUUCAACAGCUGUUGGUAGUGACCCCACCAGUUUUAAGUUCUGGGAUGUUUAUAAUGGUGGUCCGCAUGUUCUCCCUGAUGUGCUCCAAUUGCCCAACUUUAGCUGUUCAGCUUAUGAAGCAAAACAUUGCGGAAACCCUUCACUUUCUCCUGUGUGGUGCCUCCAAUGGAAGUUGUCAGGAGCAGAUUGAUCUUGUUCCACGAAGUCCUCAAGAGCUGUAUGAACUGACAUCUCUGAUUUGUGAACUUAUGCCAUGUUUACCAAAAGAAGGCAUUUUUGCAGUUGAUACCAUGCUGAAGAAGGGAAACGCACAGAACACAGACGGUGCGAUAUGGCAGUGGCGUGACGACCGGGGCCUUUGGCAUCCCUAUAACCGGAUUGACAGCCGGAUCAUUGAGGUAGCAGCCCAUCAGGUCGGUGAGGAUGAGAUAAGCUUGUCCACUCUGGGACGAGUUUAUACUAUUGAUUUUAAUUCUAUGCAGCAAAUCAAUGAGGACACGGGAACAGCACGUGCCAUUCAGAGAAAACCUAACCCCUUAGCCAAUACUAACACUAGUGGAUAUUCAGAGUUAAAGAAGGAUGAUGCUCGAGCACAGCUCAUGAAAGAGGAUCCGGAACUGGCUAAGUCUUUUAUUAAGACAUUAUUUGGUGUUCUUUAUGAAGUGUAUAGUUCCUCAGCAGGACCUGCGGUCAGACAUAAGUGCCUUAGAGCAAUUCUUAGGAUAAUUUAUUUCGCGGAUGCCGAACUUCUAAAGGAUGUCCUGAAAAAUCAUGCUGUUUCAAGUCACAUUGCUUCCAUGCUAUCGAGCCAAGACCUGAAGAUAGUCGUUGGAGCUCUUCAGAUGGCAGAGAUAUUAAUGCAGAAGUUACCUGAUAUUUUUAGUGUUUACUUCAGAAGGGAAGGUGUAAUGCAUCAAGUGAAACACUUAGCAGAAUCGGAAUCAUUGUUGACAAGUCCACCAAAGGCGUGUACGAAUGGGUCAGGAUCCUUGGGGUCCACGACGUCGGUCAGCAGUGGAACAGCCACGGCUGCCACUAACGCCACAGCUGACCUGGGGUCCCCCAGCUUGCAGCACAGCAGAGACGAUUCUUUAGAUCUGAGCCCUCAAGGUCGAUUAAGUGAUGUUCUAAAAAGAAAACGACUGCCAAAACGAGGAUCGAGAAGGCCAAAGUAUUCACCUCCAAGAGAUGAUGAUAAAGUAGACAAUCAAGCUAAAAGCCCCACCACGACUCAGUCACCGAAAUCUUCUUUCCUGGCAAGCUUGAAUCCAAAAACGUGGGGUCGGCUAAGCGCGCAGUCCAACAGCACCAACAUUGAGCCGGCUCGAACUGCGGGGGUUAGUGGUCUUGCCAGGGCCGCCUCAAAGGACACCAUAUCCAAUAAUAGGGAAAAAAUUAAAGGUUGGAUUAAAGAGCAGGCGCAUAAAUUUGUGGAGCGUUAUUUCAGUUCCGAGAACAUGGAUGGAAGCAACCCUGCGCUGAAUGUCCUCCAGAGACUUUGUGCUGCGACUGAACAACUCAACCUCCAGGUGGAUGGUGGAGCUGAGUGCCUUGUAGAAAUCCGUAGCAUAGUCUCAGAGUCAGAUGUUUCAUCGUUUGAAAUCCAGCAUAGUGGAUUUGUGAAGCAGCUGUUGCUUUAUUUGACCUCUAAAAGUGAAAAGGAUGCUGUGAGCAGAGAGAUCAGAUUAAAGAGAUUCCUUCAUGUAUUUUUUUCUUCUCCACUUCCUGGAGAAGAGCCCAUUGGAAGAGUAGAACCAGUGGGCAAUGCCCCUCUGUUGGCGUUAGUUCACAAGAUGAACAACUGCCUCAGUCAGAUGGAACAGUUUCCAGUCAAAGUGCAUGACUUCCCCAGUGGGAACGGGACGGGUGGCAGCUUUUCUCUCAACAGAGGAUCACAGGCUUUAAAAUUUUUCAACACUCAUCAGUUAAAAUGCCAGUUACAAAGACACCCAGACUGUGCCAAUGUGAAGCAGUGGAAGGGCGGACCGGUCAAGAUUGACCCCCUGGCUUUGGUACAAGCUAUCGAGAGAUACCUUGUCGUUAGAGGGUAUGGACGAGUAAGAGAAGAUGAUGAAGACAGUGACGAUGACGGCUCCGACGAGGAAAUUGAUGAGUCUCUGGCUGCUCAGUUCUUAAAUUCAGGAAAUGUAAGACACAGGCUACAGUUUUACAUUGGAGAACAUUUGCUGCCAUAUAACAUGACUGUGUACCAGGCAGUCCGGCAGUUCAGCAUACAGGCUGAAGAUGAGAGGGAAUCCACGGACGAUGAGAGCAAUCCUCUAGGAAGAGCUGGUAUCUGGACGAAAACUCACACAAUCUGGUACAAACCUGUGAGAGAGGAUGAAGAAAGUAAUAAAGACUGUGUUGGUGGUAAAAGAGGAAGAGCCCAAACAGCUCCAACAAAAACGUCCCCUAGAAAUGCAAAAAAGCAUGAUGAGCUAUGGAAUGACGGAGUGUGCCCAUCAGUAUCAAAUCCUCUAGAAGUUUACCUCAUCCCCGCGCCACCUGAAAAUAUCACUUUUGAAGACCCGUCAUUAGACGUGAUUCUUCUUCUAAGAGUGUUACAUGCCAUCAGUCGAUACUGGUACUACUUGUAUGAUAAUGCCAUGUGCAAGGAGAUUAUCCCAACUAGUGAAUUUAUUAACAGUAAGUUGACAGCAAAAGCAAAUAGGCAACUUCAAGAUCCUUUAGUAAUCAUGACAGGAAACAUCCCAACAUGGCUCACUGAACUGGGAAAAACCUGCCCAUUUUUCUUCCCUUUCGAUACCCGGCAAAUGCUUUUUUAUGUAACUGCAUUUGAUCGGGAUCGAGCAAUGCAGAGAUUACUUGAUACCAACCCAGAAAUCAACCAGUCUGAUUCUCAAGAUAGCAGAGUUGCACCUAGAUUGGAUAGAAAAAAACGUACUGUGAACCGAGAGGAGCUGUUGAAACAAGCAGAGUCUGUGAUGCAGGAUCUUGGCAGCUCCCGGGCCAUGUUGGAAAUCCAGUAUGAAAAUGAGGUUGGCACAGGGCUUGGGCCUACACUGGAGUUUUAUGCACUUGUAUCUCAGGAACUACAGAGAGCUGACCUGGGUCUCUGGAGAGGUGAAGAAGUAACUCUUAGCAAUCCAAAAGGAAGCCAAGAAGGGACCAAGUAUAUUCAAAACCUCCAAGGCCUGUUUGCACUUCCCUUUGGUAGAACAGCUAAGCCAGCUCAUAUCGCAAAGGUUAAGAUGAAGUUUCGCUUCUUAGGAAAAUUAAUGGCCAAGGCUAUCAUGGAUUUCAGAUUGGUGGACCUUCCCCUGGGCUUACCUUUUUAUAAGUGGAUGCUCCGGCAAGAAACUUCGCUGACAUCACACGAUUUGUUUGACGUUGACCCGGUUGUAGCCAGAUCCGUGUAUCACCUAGAAGACAUCGUCAGACAGAAGAAAAGACUUGAACAGGAUAAAUCCCAGACCAAAGAGAGUCUGCAGUAUGCAUUGGAAACCCUGACUAUGAACGGUUGCUCAGUGGAAGAUCUAGGGCUGGACUUCACGCUGCCAGGAUUCCCCAACAUCGAGCUGAAGAAGGGCGGCAAGGACAUACCCGUUACCAUCCACAACUUAGAGGAGUAUCUCAGACUGGUUAUAUUCUGGGCACUGAAUGAAGGCGUUUCCAGGCAGUUCGACUCAUUCAGAGAUGGCUUCGAGUCAGUCUUCCCGCUCAGUCACCUGCAGUACUUCUAUCCCGAAGAGCUGGACCAGCUCCUGUGUGGCAGUAAAGCGGACACCUGGGAUGCCAAGACUCUGAUGGAGUGCUGCAGGCCGGACCACGGCUACACGCACGACAGUCGAGCUGUGAAGUUCUUGUUUGAGAUUCUCAGUAGUUUUGAUAAUGAGCAGCAGAGGUUAUUUCUCCAGUUUGUGACAGGUAGCCCGAGAUUGCCUGUUGGAGGCUUCCGGAGUUUGAAUCCACCUCUGACAAUUGUCCGGAAGACAUUCGAAUCCACGGAGAAUCCAGACGACUUCCUGCCCUCUGUAAUGACCUGUGUGAACUAUCUUAAGUUGCCGGACUAUUCGAGCAUCGAGAUCAUGCGGGAGAAGCUGUUGAUGGCGGCAAGGGAAGGGCAGCAGUCGUUCCAUCUGUCCUGAUCACAACGAGGAACGCGGUGUCUGCCUGUUACAGCAAAAGAGAAAAAUCAUGAUUUCUUUUCUAAAUGUAUCACCUGAGUCAAGGAAACAUGUUACGCCUUCUUGUUGUAGGAAAAACAGCUCGCAGAUUAUACAAGAGACACUUGGUUCAUAUUCAUUCAUGGCCCCAUGGACUUAAAGUGAUCAGGCCCUAAAACGUUGUUGUGAUGAGGUUUCUUUAGCAAGUUCUUGUUUAAAUUAUCAUUUAUUUGAUGAGUGAAGUUUUUAACUUGCUUUGCUGUGUGAAAAUUUAAAAAAAAAAAAAAGGAUGUUUUUCCAGGCUGAUACAAUAAAUGUCGCUGUGCAGUUUAA
This is a messenger RNA of Phacochoerus africanus (Common warthog), 6745 nucleotides long. RefSeq names its product thyroid hormone receptor interactor 12 (gene TRIP12). Gene Ontology annotation, cellular component: nuclear speck. Bases 188 to 6394 code for a protein of 2068 amino acids. Gene Ontology annotation, molecular function: zinc ion binding; ubiquitin protein ligase activity. The transcript has 42 exons. Gene Ontology annotation, biological process: DNA damage response; proteasome-mediated ubiquitin-dependent protein catabolic process; regulation of double-strand break repair. Lineage: Eukaryota; Metazoa; Chordata; Mammalia; Artiodactyla; Suidae. The record is from RefSeq and is a predicted model, not a curated record.